CGUUACCAACUCAGUCAUAUCAUAAUCAACAGCGUGAUCGAAAUCUUUUCUUUUGAAUCAUUUCCGUUCGAAACACUCACAAUCCACUCCAAGUCCGUGCUAAAUUUUUAAAUUAAUUUAAAUAUAAUUUCGUGCCCCCAGCCUGGUGUGACAUUUCCACCCUGUCAAACUGUCACAACAGAAAUCGAUAUAAUGCAGUAAAAAAACAUCACAAAUCCCACUUACAAUGGAUUUCAACGUGAAAAAAAUUGUCAAGGAUGCGGGGGCUGCCAUCAGCCGCGUCGUCCAGAUGACCGAAGAAAAACUGGGCACGUCCGAAAAGACCGAACUCGAUGCUCACUUCGAAAAUCUCUGGGAACGAGCCGAAAACACCAAAAACUGGACGGAGAAAAUCGUUCGGGAUGCGGAAGCGGUCCUAAUUCCCAAUCCCGGUAAUCGAAUCGAAGAUUUCAUCUACGAGAAAAUCGACAAAAAGCGGCCUUCGAGACUAAGCAAUUUGGAGUAUUUGGGUUUGGAUAUGAUCGAGGCUGGAAAUGUGUUCGGACCGGGAACUGCCUACGGGAGCUGCUUGAUCAAAGUGGGGCAAUGGGAACAGAAGUUGGGGCAGAACGAGAGGGACUUUAUCGGGUCGGCUGCCAUGUGUUUCACACAACCUAUGCGCAAGUUUUUGGAUACCGAAAUCAAGACCAUACUCAAGGAGAAGAAUCUUUUGGAAGUCAAACGGUUGGAUUUGGACGCGUGUAAGAAUAGGGUGCGCAAAGCGAGGAGUAUGUUAGGGCAACCAGCGAAAGAAGGGAUUUCUCCGGAAGAAGUUUUGGAGCAGGCCGAGAGAGAUCUGCGAAUUGCCCAAUCGGAGUUCGACCGUCAGGCCGAAAUAACGAAACUUCUACUUGAAGGAAUCGGUAGUUCCCACGCUGCACAUCUCCGUUGUUUGCAAGAAUUCGUAGAGACUCAAGCACGAUUUUAUUCGCAAUGCACUACGAUUAUGACGGAUUUGCAGCGUGAACUCGCCAGCUCUGUGAAACCCGGCCCUGUCUUGAGACUUAACAGCGAAGAUCUUGAGCCCGUGGUACCUAAUAAUACGCGGGUCUCGUCUCCGGCGGCGUUUACCCCAGUUAUUAUAACGUCCUCGGAUGACUCCGAGUAUUCUGUCCUGUAGAUUAGUUCCAGAGUUUUGUAAAUCCCGUUCGAGAUAAUUUAUUGGAACUUUUUAGAGAUAGUUUUGGGGCAAAAUUCAUUUAAAAACAAAAGUUUUGAAUGGAUUCGGCCUUUACCCCUGACACAGUAAAAAUUAAAUCAAACACCAAAUUAGAGUGAUAAUUAUCUCGAAAGUAUUUAGUGUACUUUUAUAACGCAAUAGUCUGGAGGUCUGUUAAAACUAUUUUUAAUCAAAAAUAUUUGUAGUUCGGGUGUUUUCACGAAAUAAAAGAGACCUCCAGUCACAAUCACCGCUUCUGUAGCUGAAUGCAAUUAAUCAAAACUGUUCACUAGCUUCGCUUCAGCUUGAUUUGUGCACAGAUUUUUAUUUUUGUUUUCUUUUUAUUUACCAACAGUAUGUCCUCGAUGCCUGGUGUCGAUCCCAAUUCUCCCAUAAAUCCUAAACCAAACGAAUGGAACAACGAAGUAUCAAAUAACGGAAUGCGAAAAGCCCGUGUUAUAUACGAUUAUGAUGGGCAAGAUACGACUGAAUUAAGUCU
Molecule: messenger RNA, 1697 nt
Organism: Tribolium madens (black flour beetle)
Lineage: Eukaryota; Metazoa; Arthropoda; Insecta; Coleoptera; Tenebrionidae
Gene: EndoB
Product: endophilin-B1
Exons: 6
Coding region: 227-1159 (310 amino acids)
Biological process (GO): membrane organization
Cellular component (GO): membrane; cytoplasm
Molecular function (GO): protein binding
Source: RefSeq, a predicted model, not a curated record